AUGGUGCACAAGGGAGACGCCGCGCACAACGAGAUCAACUCGUUCCAGUCCAAGGCUGCCAAGUACAAGCGCGAGGGCGAUGCGCACUUCGGCAAGCGCAACAUGAGGGAGGCGCUCGCCUCCUACGGCAAGGCUAUCGAGAUGUCCCUCUCCGGCACCGAGGAGAAGGCGGCGCUCUUCUCCAACCGCGCCGCCUGCUACCUCAUGCAGAACAUGUACCGCCACGCCAUCAACGAGUGCUCCCACGCGCUCAACGAGGCUCCGGACUUCAAGCCCGCCCUGCUCCGCCGCGCUCGCGCGUUCGAGCAGCUGCAGCAGUACGAUCGCGCCGUCUCCGACCUCGAGGCUGCCGCCAAGGCUGACCCGAACAGCGACGACGUCCGCAAGAAGCUCCAGGCGACGCGAGCGGCGAGGGACAACCGCAAGGCUUCUCGAUCCGUCUCGGGCCUUGGCGGCGGCGGCUUGCGCGCGCCGGGCAAGCGCGGGACCCAGCGCCUCACCCCGGCACAGCAGCAGGCGGCCGCAGCCGCCGCGUCCGGCCAGGGCCAGGGCCAGCUGCCCACGCUGACCAUCAAGGCGACUCUCGUCAGAGGCGAAGCCGCGGAGACCAAGAACGUCGUCCUGCCCAUCUCCGUCCGCUACAAGGACAUCGUUGACCAGGUCAGGAACCUCUUCCCCGACGACCUCAAGGAACAGCCCUUCGCGCUCAAGUACAAGGACGCGGAGGGCGAUCUCGUCACCGUCACCUCCCGCACCGAUCUUCGCGGUGCCCUCUCCGCCGCCAUGCACCACGCGGAGCAGCGAGCGGCGGCGACGGGGGUUCAGCGCCCCCGCGACGCCGGUCUCGCCCCCGUGGAGGUGGAGGUGGUGCCGUGUGCGAAAGCCCCGUCGGAGACCCCGGACCAGAUCAUCCCGGACCACGUCGGCAGCAGGGACCACCCGCCCAACGCGGAGGAUGAGGGCGCCGAGGACGUCAUCGAGAUUGACGAGUGGCUCCUCACCUUCGCGGGUCUCUUCCGCAAGCACCUCGGCGAGGACGGCGCCAAGGAGGGCCCGCUCGAUCUCCGCCAGAUCGGCCUGGAGAAGUGCUGCGAGGCGCUCGAGGUGGCCGUGGGCACCGAUAAGGCUAAGGAGCUCCUCGGCGCCGCCGCGGAUAAGUUCCAGGAGGCCGCCGCGGCUGCCAUCUUCAACUGGGGCAACGUGCACGUCUGCGCCUCCCGCAAGGUUGUGGACUGCGCCGCCCCCGCGCCUGAGGAGGGCCAGCCCACCCCGUCCGACGAGCAGAUGGCCGCCGCCGCCAAGGACCACAUCAAGCGAAUCGACGACGAAUACGAGAAGGCUGUGGAGAGGUACAAGCAGUCGCUCGCGAUAAAGUCUGACUUUUACGAGGCCACCAUCGCGUGGGGCCAGCAGUGCUUCGAGCGCGCGAAGGUUUACCACUUCGCCGCCAAGGCUGGCGACGCCGCCGCCGCGAAGGAGGCUGACGUGAUGUUCGACCUCGCGGAGGUGAAGUUCCAGGAGUCGCUCGCGAUGUGCCCCAAGGAGGAUGAGGCAUCCACGUCUGGCGAGGGCGAAGCGGCCGCGGAGCAGCCGGGUAACCUCGGGCUGAAGGCGCAGAUCCAGGUGCUGUGGGGCAACGUGCUCUUCGAGAGGUCGCAGGUGAGGCAUCACCGCGGCGAUGAGAAGUGGCAGGUGGACACGGACGCGGCGGUGGCCAAGUUCAACGAGGCGGGGUGCUCCAAGGAUGACAUCACCAAGGCGCUCAUGAACCACGCCAGCGGCGUCUGGAAGGAUGACGAGGAGGCGGCCAAGGCCAAGGCGGGCGGCAAGUAA
Molecule: messenger RNA, 1833 nt
Organism: Micromonas commoda
Lineage: Eukaryota; Viridiplantae; Chlorophyta; Mamiellophyceae; Mamiellales; Mamiellaceae
Exons: 1
Coding region: 1-1833 (610 amino acids)
Molecular function (GO): protein binding
Source: RefSeq, a predicted model, not a curated record